ACGACGUCGUUUUAAAUUGGAAAAAAAAAAAAAACCCAAAAACUCUGAACCCUCGUCCUCUCCUAUUUUCUGUGUGAAGUGUGAACUCAAAAAACCCUCACCGGCUCAAGCAUCAAAGAGGCACCGUCGCGAACCCCUGACUCCCUUAGAAUCAAAGCACAUGAUAAUGGCUGUGUUGGGUAAGGUAAAAGAAGCAGGACUUCCAUUGAUGAAGCUGGUGAAGUUGAGAGGGAUGCCUAUUUUGCAGCAAUUGCAUUUAGAGGAACGGCUGCUUCGAACCAGUUCAGAUAAUUGGUGCCUUAUUAACGAUGGAACCAGUCCCCCUGCCAUUGUAAUGGGUUUGUCUGGGAAACUUUCAGAACUCGUUGAAGCCAAGCCUGUGUUGCAAGAUCGUAUAUCCAUCAUCAGAAGGUUUACUGGGGGAGGAACUGUUGUUGUAGACCAAAACACUAUAUUUGUUACGUUGAUAUGCAAUAAAGAUGCUGUUUCAAAUGUGCAACCCUUUCCCCGCAGUAUCAUGUCAUGGAGUGGUUCAUUAUACAGUGAAGUUUUUGAAGGGCUUGCUGGUUUUCAUCUCCGUGAGAAUGAUUAUGUUUUUGAUGAUCGCAAAUUUGGUGGUAAUGCUCAAUCUAUAACCAAGCACCGGUGGAUACACCACACAUCUUUUUUAUGGGAUUAUGAGGUCAAGAACAUGUCUUAUCUCAAGUUACCUGCAAAGGCUCCUGAGUACCGAUUAACAAGAAGUCACAUGGAUUUUGUUUGUCGAAUGAAGGAGUAUGUGCCGAGAUCAGAAUUUAUAGAGAAAACUAUUAAGGCUAUUGGAGGCCAAUUUUCUGUGAAAUCCAUUAGCUUGGAGUCCAUAGACAUUCCCUCUGUUUCUGAAUAUGUUCAUACCACUAGGCUUCUCACAGAGCAGGAAAUUCAAGAGGCUUGCACUAUUCAAACUUGAAAAAAUAGUUACAAAAGGCUUGGCAAUAAUUUAUAAGCUAUAGUAUGUGAGAGAGAAUUCAUCAAUGGGGGAAUUGAGGAUGCUGCUGUGGACAUAAUUUUUUCUUUUGACCAUAAUUUCUUCUGACCAAAUUGUCUUUAUCUUUUGGUUAGAAUAUUUCAGAUGCUUUUAGUGAAAGAUAUUUUCUUUAUUUUAUUCUUAAGUUUCAAUUACCACACUACUUUUUCUGUAUAACUUUAACCCUUGGUUAUCUUUUUGUUAUACAACUUUUAGAUUUGGCAGUGUUGAUGUUUGUUCAAACGCAAAUUUCUAUCUUGGUGGAAUCAUGCCUUGGCCUAAUAAAUUGGCAUUGUAGCUUGAGUAGA
Messenger RNA from Glycine soja, 1314 nucleotides. RefSeq names its product lipoate-protein ligase LplJ-like. The record is from RefSeq and is a predicted model, not a curated record. NCBI's taxonomy places the organism in Eukaryota, Viridiplantae, Streptophyta, Magnoliopsida, Fabales, Fabaceae. The coding region runs from base 161 to 949 and encodes 262 amino acids. The transcript has 5 exons. Gene Ontology annotation, biological process: protein modification process. Gene Ontology annotation, cellular component: mitochondrion.